Molecule: messenger RNA, 1542 nt
Organism: Sphaeroforma arctica JP610
Lineage: Eukaryota; Ichthyosporea; Ichthyophonida
Exons: 2
Coding region: 105-1001 (298 amino acids)
Source: RefSeq, a predicted model, not a curated record
AAAUUGUUCAGAAAUAUAGCCUAUCUGUAUAAAUAACGCUACAUGUGCUGAAAGUUACACUUAAUUUUAUAGAUAGUAAACAUUCACAGGAAACAUAACUAACCAUGAUGAGUGCCGAAAGGAAGCAGAUAGUACAGGAAGUACAAGAGAGGGAUUCAGUGGUAUUUGACGGGGAUUCAAUAGACGACGAUAGGCUCAAGCCAAACUGUGAUGAUGGUGCUAGUACAAUGUCGCAGGCUAUUAGUCUGUCUGAUUUAAAUGGGAAUCCAAUACAGGCAAAUACAGAGGUCCCGGUACCUGUAGAUACAGAAAAUUUCAAGGGUCAGAUGUAUGUCAAGAUGAAGUGUGAGGAUAUGUUGGAAGACUACCACGAGUACUUUCACGGGAAGAAACGAACAUUCGAGUUACAGGUACAAGGAAAGUUCAGUGGCAUCACCGAAGACGAUUGUGUAUACCUGGGCGUGGAGACCCCCGAAUAUCUCAGGCUCGGUUUCUGGGCCCGUAUGAUGCUCACACUGGUAAAGGCCUUUGUGCACCGGAUUGAACCCAGCUCAACCGUAAGCUUAGGAGACUACUACACAGGCGAAGUAGGGGCAAUUUCGUUUCCCUUGCAAGAGUCAUGCGACAGGCUGAUGGUAACUCCUCCAGGUGAGGAACCGCCCAGUCUGAGCAGGAGCGACAUGCUGCCCGAAGGCAUGACCAAAGACGAGAGGAAAAUGUACACUACGUAUAACAAUGACGACACCUACACACUGUCUAUGCACGGCAUGUACGUGGAUUGGCUGAAGUGGCACGUGGUUAAUAUCCCCGGAGUCCCGGAUUUGCACAUGGAGUCCUUCUGUGAUGACAUGCCCGUGUCCAUUGUGGCGUACACUUUGCCAAAGAACCAUUCGGGAUCCCACCACUGUGUGGAGAAGAAGUAUAUCUUCCAAGUUAAGAUGUCGCCCAACAAGGAGCCAUCGGGUGUAUCCACUGAGACUGUGUCUGAAGGGUCAAUUUGAUGAGGAGUAGCGUGCUAUAGUCCUAAAUCGGUUUAAAAUAAUGCAUCAAGACAAUACAUUUACAUAACGAGAAUAGUCAAGUUCAAUUGCCAUACUUUCUGCACAGCCUUGCAGAGCGAUCGACAAAUAGCGGCUCGGUGGUCAAAAGUAGCACGUUAGAAUGUUAAGCAUGCCUUUACUUUUUACAUAGGCCUUUGGUCUUACAUAGUAGUGAUCAUACUGUCGCAACAUUCACCACAACGACUCCACAAUCUGGUUAUGCAUACACAGCGCUUGUGUUAAAUUGGAUAGUUCACGAUUGCCUGUACGAAUGUAAUGAAAAUAUGGAGUACCGUUCGUCCGGAUGUAGCUAUGGUCUAAAGAUUAGCCGUCCAGUUUCGCCAUAUCAUGACAUUGCAGUUUUUUCCGGUUGCCUUUUUAUUGAUGGAACCAUAAUCCCUUUUUAUUCUUCUUACAAAGGCCUACAGAUGUAAAUAUAAAAUAGUCGCAACUAAACUCGCAUACGGAUAUAUGCAGCAAAUAUAAAACACUCAUGCUGAAC